AUGAUGCGAGUUCUAAAGGACUUGUAUGAGGAUUAUACAAAACCCUAUGGUCUGGGUGGUGUACAGACGCUGUUAAAAGCCGCACGCGCGCGAUUAGGCAGGGAUAAUAUAACACAGUCAGAUGUGAAAAGAGCUUUGUCAUCGCAACGCGUGUAUACACUUCACAAACAUACUCGCAAAAAAUUCCCUCGCCGUCAAAUAAUGGCUGUUAGACCUCGCAAAAUCUUAACGUGUGAUCUAGCGGACAUGCGAAACUUGUCGAAACAAAACGGUAAAACAUCCUAUUUGCUUGUAUGCGUAGAUGUGUUUAGCCGUUAUAUGCAAGUAAGACCGUUAAAGAAUAAAAACAAGACAGAGGUUGCGCAAGCGCUGCGAUCAAUUUUAAACACCGGCGAUGCUAAAGGUUUAACUCACCUCUUUACCGACGCAGGGCGAGAGUUUGUAAAUAAUACAGUGAAUGGCUUACUGCGCGAACGAAAUAUGCGAUGGUAUACAACGCAUUCGAAAGAAAUAAAAGCGAGUAUUGCAGAGAGACACAUCAGAACCCUUAAGGAACGCAUUUAUAAGUAUUUAACCUUAAAAAAUACGUUGAGGUAUAUCGAUGUUCUCCCAGACAUUGUGUCGGCAUAUAAUGAGCGCGCGCACGCGGGUUUGAAAGGCGCUACACCUCUGGAUGUUCACCGACACUACACGCGGGCGCAGUGGCAUCACCUCUUUCGUGCUAUGUAUGCCCGCUCAUUGAAUGCACCUAUAAAAAAAGGUCGAUCAGCUGCUACCAAUCAGAAUAUAAAGGUAGGGGACACCGUGCGCAUCGCAGCGCGUUCUCAUACCGACGCAUUUCGCAAGGGUUAUGAAAUACAAAAUACGGAGGAGAUAUUUAAAAUUCGACAGGUUGACAAACGCCAGAACAGAGACGGGUAUUAUCUGGAAGAUCUGAGCGGUGAAGAAGUGCAGGGAUUGUUUUACCGCGAGGAGCUCGUACCAACAUCUCUGCCUGGUUUUUACCCGUACAAGGUCUUAUCAUCACGCUGGAAUAGAGCUAAAAAGCAGAGAGAAUACCUCGUUCGCUGGGUUGGUUAUCCUGAUAAAUUCAAUUCUUAUAUUACGAUUGAUGACAUGCAGCCCUCGCCAUGA
This is a messenger RNA of Penaeus monodon (black tiger shrimp), 1134 nucleotides long. RefSeq lists its product as uncharacterized. Gene Ontology annotation, biological process: DNA integration. The transcript has a single exon. Lineage: Eukaryota; Metazoa; Arthropoda; Malacostraca; Decapoda; Penaeidae. The coding region runs from base 1 to 1134 and encodes 377 amino acids. Gene Ontology annotation, molecular function: nucleic acid binding. The record is from RefSeq and is a predicted model, not a curated record.